Messenger RNA from Racocetra fulgida, 515 nucleotides. The record is from the annotation of a GenBank genome assembly. NCBI's taxonomy places the organism in Eukaryota, Fungi, Glomeromycota, Glomeromycetes, Diversisporales, Gigasporaceae.
AUACGUCAGUUACUUUACUCGAAGUUGAUUGUCUUUCGUCACAAAUGUCGCCAAUCAUGGAGGAAAUUCUUUCCGAUUCCAACAGCGUUCUUACUUCAGACGAGCCAUUAUCUAAUCCGGCUACGUCUUCCGAACGAUCCACAAUUUCCCCUUUUCAUACCGUCAAAAACGGCAAGAGACCAUAUAGUAGUAUCAGUCUGCCAAAAGAAGAUCCUUCGGAGGAAGAAGAGUUAGACCAACCAGACAUUCGUAUGAACUCUGAUCAUUUGGAUCAUAAUGAAUCCAUAGUUUCAAGAAAUGACAUCUCCGCAAUUCCAGACGAUAAAGAAUAUUCAGGCUACCGGCGCAAGUAUGGAAAUGAAGGCACCGAACCGUUUUUGGAUAAUCUUGCUUCUACAAUGGGUGAUGAUCCGGGUUUUAUGCUUAGUUCAAUCCAGUGUGUAAAACUGUGCAAAGAUUUACGUGAUAAAGUAGGAGGUAUAAUGCAAUUAAUAAAACCCAAGCUUAAAUACUGA